Molecule: messenger RNA, 858 nt
Organism: Menidia menidia (Atlantic silverside)
Lineage: Eukaryota; Metazoa; Chordata; Actinopteri; Atheriniformes; Atherinopsidae
Source: the annotation of a GenBank genome assembly
CUGAUUGGACGGACGGAUAAUCCCGGCGGGCCGCGUGCUCCUACUAACUUGCUGGCAGGGCAGAGCGCCAGUCACAAUCUGCCCAAGGCGAGGGAGGGCACAGAAGACGCGCGAGAGGAAAAGCGCUUUACAAAGGGGACGCGAGCGCUCCGAAUCUGCUCUGGAAGAGAGAAAAUGAACGUCAGCGAUGAGAAUCUGCUCAAGUCAAUCAGCAACGACGCGCUCCUGGACCUGACGCAGCGCUACGGCCAGUCUGCGUUCGGCUUUGGCGCUGGCCAUGGUGCUGGGAGCCCCGGCCGGUUCCCUCUCACGCCGACCACAGACUUCCUCUCCGGGCAGACGGCGAAGUCCAACGAGAGCGGCGGAGAGCACACGAGCGACGACGAGGACGCGUUCGACUCUCUGGAGUCCCGCAAGAGGGGCUCCCCGUUUGGGGACGACAAGCCCGGGGGCCCACUCGCCAAAAAGUCCAAGGAGCAGAGGUCCCUUCGGCUCAGCAUCAACGCCCGGGAGAGGAGGAGGAUGCAUGACCUGAACGACGCGCUGGACGGUCUGCGCGCCGUUAUUCCCUACGCCCACAGCCCCUCGGUGAGAAAACUCUCCAAAAUAGCCACUCUUCUCUUGGCCAAGAACUAUAUCCUCAUGCAGGCUCAGGCUCUGGAGGAGAUGAGGCGGCUGGUGGCGUAUCUAAACCAGGGACAGACCAUAACUUCGCCAAUCCCCACCGCCCUGGCGCCCUUUGGACAGGCUGCCGUCUACCCCUUCUCGGGUUCCGCACUCGCCACCUGUGCCGAAAAGUGCAGUACUUAUUCCGGGGCCCCGUCGAGCCUCUUCAAACACUGCAACGACAAGCCUUGA